Molecule: messenger RNA, 5240 nt
Organism: Labeo rohita (rohu)
Lineage: Eukaryota; Metazoa; Chordata; Actinopteri; Cypriniformes; Cyprinidae
Gene: itprid2
Product: ITPR interacting domain containing 2
Exons: 17
Coding region: 613-4344 (1243 amino acids)
Molecular function (GO): signaling receptor binding
Source: RefSeq, a predicted model, not a curated record
UGAAAGUGCUGUCAAAUCGAAUAAUCGUGAUUAAUUGCAUCCAAUAUGUGUAUAUAAAAAUAAUAACUUAUAACAAUGUUUUAGAUACUAAAAAACAUAAAAAGAAAGAAAGAAAGAAAGAAAGAGAAAGAAAGAACGAGAAAAUUGUCUUAAUUUUGUAUUCUGCAAAAAAAAAAAGCAAAAUAACCAGUUUGAGAUGGCAUGAUGAGUAAAUAAUGCAGAAUUGUAUUUUUGUCUGGUCUCUUCCUUAACAGCUGAUUUAAUCUAAACCUCCUAGUGUAAAUUCCCCCUGUGAACCCAGAUGCAGCAUGUUUGAGCAUCAACGCCACACACUAGGUCAAUAAAAAUACCUCGUGCUCGUCCUAUUCCCAAUUCCUGCUCAUUAUCAUUAAACACACACGAGGCAGACAUCCUCCUACAGCCUGACAGGAAAUGUAAUUGUCUCUACCGCCGAGAGUUUGUUGGAUAUCCGGAGCUAAAAAGACUUUGGUGGCGGCGGUGCUGCUGGUGUUGUGAAACAUGGCCAGCGCUCUGCAGAGCGCGAGCUAUUCUUAGCCUCGGUUUACGUGGUGUGUUUUUUUUCUCACGCCGUUCGGAUCUCCAGGUGUCUGGAUGAAAGUGGCAGGGGAUUUCGGAGGCAGCUUUUUGACUCCUCUCGGGGCCUCUUUGGACGAACAGAGCAACAGUCCGUCCAGAGGACCUUUAAAGAAUGGCUGUAGCUUUGAAGAUGACCUGUCCCUGGGAGCUGAGGCCAAUCACCUCCAGAACAGCAGCACAAAAACAACGGCCAAUGGCUAUGACAGGGCAGCCGAGGCCAAAAGGAGCCAGUUCAAGCAGAAGGGCAGAAGUAUGAACUCCACAGGCUCUGGAAAGAGCAGCACCACCGUGUCCAGCGUUUCUGAACUUCUGGACCUGUAUGAAGAGGAUCCAGAAGAGAUCUUGUACAAUCUCGGCUUUGGGCGCGAGGAGCCCGACAUCGCCUCGAAAAUCCCUUCUCGUUUCUUCAACUCGUCUUCUAGCGCCAAGGGAAUCGACAUCAAAGUUUACUUGGGAGCCCAGAUUGAGCGCAUGGAGCUGGAGAACCCAAACUACGCCCUGACAAGUCGGUUCCGUCAAACAGAGGUUCUGGCCACGGUGGCAAAUGUCUUCUCCGAAAUCUACUCCCAAGUGUCUGGAAGACCCAUGGAGAGAAUCGGCAGCAGCGAAACAGAGACUAAAACCCCCUCUCCAUUAAAAAGGAAUAAUUCCGCUCUAAAUGCAGCCAGGAUUUUAAAACGUAACUUUACGAAACCGAACCUGCUGGCCGCUGCCAGUGAAGGAGCAGCCAAACAGGCUUUAGCGUCUGACGCUGACAACGCAGAGGGUACAAACUCUGACGUACGGGCCGGACUGAUGGAUACCGAGCACAAACUGCAACAGAAAGGCUUUAGGAAAAAAGAUUCAUCUCUGGCUACAGUGACUGAGGAGGCACAGCAAAGUACCUCAGAGGCUGCCGUCAACGGAGACGUCCCAGAACCUGCGUUAAUGAAUGGUAACCACUCCACUGAGACUCCAGCUCUGGACAAAGACAUGCCGCUCUCCCCGGUCCUGGUGAGCAUCAGUCGGGCGUCUGACGAGAGUGACUUCAAGGAGCUUGAGCCCCAGGAAACCAUCACUUCCACCCCAGAUAAAGAACCGUCCAACCUGCUGCCCAACCCACACAUAGCCCACCUACUCAGCCAGCCUAGAGAUUCGUUUGAAAUGGAGGAGUUGCAGAGUAAUGAGGAUGAAGCUCUUCCUGGUCCUGGUGGCAUGUCUCGAGCUGGCAGCGAGAGGUUAUUGAGGACAGCCAGCCAGCAGUCUGACAGCAGUGGGUUUGCAGAGGACCCAUCCACAGACGGGUCGGGUAAUCACCUGAAGGUACAAGAAAGCUCAGAUAGCUGUGACAGCGAAACUACAGUGACAUCGCAUGCAGGAGAAGUCAGCACACCCAUAGCAUUGGAAUACCCCAACUUUGAAAGACUUCAGGGUGAGGAAGCCCAUCCUCAGCCCAACAGAGGCACACUUAGCCAGAGUGGAACCAACCAAGAGGUCCCUAAGACCACCAGCCUUCAGAUCCCCAAUCCAAACUCUGACAAUGUUAGCACCAGUGGACUGUCCCUUUCUCCUGACUCUGAUAGGGCUUCCGUAAUUGAGUCCAAUUUCACCACAGCGCAAGAAACCACAGACUCUCCAGAAGUGGAUUCGAGCACAAUGGUAGAUCCUGCAACAGAUUCAAUCUCGGACGUAGCUCAUGAAGGCCACAUAUCCCAGCCUGGUUUAGGCAUAAAUCCAGGCUCCACUGAGGAUUUAUAUCCAUCCUCUGGGCAAGAGUCUUCAGACCUUGAGCAAUGCCACACCAUGACUCAAAGGAGACAAAUGGCCCUCCAAACAGCCCAUCAGAGGUCAUCCUCUAUGGAUGAGGAACGUCCUGGCCGAGUAUGGGUGAGGGACAGGAACUUGCUGAGGGAAAGCUUUGAGAGGAAUCCUUUAAGGAGAUCCAGCUCCCUCCCAUCAUCUCCGCUCAGCCCGGCUCGAGUGGUCACUUCCAUGCGGAUCCAACUCGGAAGGGGCUCGGUCAAGCACUGCACCCCACCUUCGUACUCAUACCGAUACGAUGAGGAGAAUCGCAGUGACCGAGAAGAAGUGGAUUCUAUUAUGGAGGAAGACGAAGUAGAUCAUGUUGCCAGCCAAUCUACUCUCCUAAAUUCUGCUCCGAAGAUAGACAUGGGAACGCCACCACACCUCAACAUACCCCAACAUCUGACUCGCUCUUCCAGCUCGCUUUAUAGUGUCCCUGCAGACUGGCCCCAGAGGCCCUUGGGUGAAGGUCCAAACUGGAGCACAUGUAGCGUCCCAAACCUUAAUCAGUUUACAGGUCCGGCUUACCCUCCUCCUCCUUUUCCUCCUCCUCAUGGGUCCGUCUUCUCUCCGCAACACAGAGUAGGCUACAGCUCCCCGUACCCUACUGGACUUCCCCACCACACUCAACCACAGAGCUCACCUUGUCCUCAACCACUUCAGAGCAAUACAUUUACUCCACCACAGGGGGUACAGUUUACACCCCAGCACAAUAUGCAUUAUGCUCAUCCUCACAGUGCACCUUACAGCCAAUUCCAUUCACCUUAUAACGUUCCUCAGGGAGCUCCCUACGGCUCUUCGUUGAACAUGCACAGCAGCCCGUACCAACCUCACAUCCCUCUCGCACAAUCCCACAGCGCCCCCUAUAGUCUGGGCUACAACAGUUCUCCUCAUCACCCUGGUGCCGCCUACAGUCAUCCAUACUAUCCAUCUCCCACUUACCCUUGCUCUUUUGAGACGCCUCCUGCACGUGUCCCUGCAAUGGGCAGCACAGAGAUGCAACUCAGAAGGGUCCUGCAUGACAUUCGUGGGACAAUGCAGAACCUUGGUCAGAGCUCAUCCGUGCAUGGAGGGGACACACCCAUUGACAGGAUCAGCACACCGCACUCUGUCCAACCGCUUUACGAGGAGCUCCAGAUGCGACGCAGGAGUCUGAACGUCUUCCGGACUCAGAUGAUGGAUCUGGAACUGGCUCUCAUGAGACAGCAGUCUAUGGUCUACCAGCAUCUUAGUCCAGAUGAGAGGCAGGAAGCGGAACAACUUCAAGCACUGCGGACUGCAGUCAGGCAGGAGCUACAGGAGUUGGAGCUGCAGUUGGAAGAUCGUCUGCUCUCCCUGAAUGAACAGAUACGCAGCAGCUCGCAGCAAAGCGGCCUCUACCGCCACCACAUGGGCAUGCACAGAGGUCACAGCAUGGAAAGCCUGUCUAAUUCUUCAGCACUGCGAGCCAUGGAGCCGGUGACGGACCUCCUGAAGGAGCAAUUGUACCUUCAAUCCGAACUGAGAUAUGAGGCUGCCACACCCAGUUCUGGCCGCUCGUCGAGGGCCUCCAGCCCUGGAAGAUUCAACAGAACGCUUGAGUCUUGCUCUCCUUCCCCUCAGAGAAGCAGUGUUUACCGGGCCACCCUUAAUGUCACACCCUCUGUCCCUCCACGGCCUGGAAUGGAGGUUCCUCGGCCUGUUUCCCCAGAGAGGAUGGAGCAGAGCAUGACACCUACUUCUUUAGAGUUAAGCAGAGAUGAGGACGAGACGUCAUUGGAUGGUCGCAGGAGCGGGACGAUGGAGGACUGCAGUCCCACUGAGUGGAGGAGUAGAAGUGGAGGGAAUGGUGAUCUGCAGCAUCUUAUACAGGAGAUUAAAGAAAGUAUCGCACAUGAAAUCAGGCAGGAGAUUGUGAACGAGCUUCUGGCUGCUGUCUCGCCACGUAGAUCUCCUCUCCCAGCCAGGAAGCCCCCUGUGAGGUGAAGAAGAAAUAAUCCUGUGAAAUAGUCACAACGAACACUGGUUAAAGCUUUGCACUGAGAACGGCCCAACACCUCUGUCUGGUUCAGUCUGUGAAGCCCUUUCAGUCUCAACUCGCUUCUGGACUUUAGAGCUGCAGGGAGUCUGCUUAUGCGCCUGUGUCCAGAUUCCACUUUUUCAGCGGUUGAGAUCUUCCACUGCCCGAAUCCGGAAAGGGCACUCGGCUUAUCGUGGUAUCCGUCUGGUACAUAUUACUGCAAUGUAAUGAAUCUUUUGGGAUGUAUUUAAGUAUGUGAUGCAGGUCUUGCUGGAUGUUUGCAGCGGUUGAAAAGACUUGUGGGAGACUAAAGGUUUCUGUGUGAGUGUGUCUUUGUCUGUCUAGGACAAAAAUGUCUACUGUAAUCAGACUUGUUUUCUAAUUCAGCCUCUGUGAGGAACUAACUGUGCAAUACAUUUCACUUUUUUCUCUCAAACUUGAACUGACCAAUCACAACUACUGUUCUACUCAAGAUGCACACCGCUGUCUUUAUUUCCUGUUGAUAGUCUAUCACAUAUUGUAUGUAUAGACACUUAAGACACUUCAAAGCACAUUCAUAAACACAUUGUCCUGUGAGAAGAAAAAGCACUAAAAUCUCUUUUUAUAUAUGCACACACAUUAGCACGCCCGUAAAAUAUAUUUUUAUUCUUGCAAACAGCAGUGAAUAGUCAAAUCUUCUGAUGAGGAUUUAAAGUGUUCAACUUAAUUUUCCUCAGUGUGAAUGAGUUUUUUUUGUCUAAGCUGUAAUGAAUUGUAAUACUAAUUGAUUUACGCGACAAAGGGGACAUGUUCCCUUUCCGCUUGGGAUGCAUGAGGGAUAAUCUUUAAUGCAAAUCAUUAAUAAAGAUUUAUUUAUUUUGUA